AUGGAUAUAACAGAAGAAACGCCAGAGUCCAGCUUAAAGGAUCGAAGAUCAAAGCAAGAGCGACAUAGAUCGCCCAAACGCACACCGCUUAGAAUUUUAAUAAUUGAGCCGAGCGGGAAAUAUUGUAGAAGUGUCUGGUGUGCCAUUGGUCUAGGAGCUGUUCAUAUCUUCAUUGGAGCUACUGUGAUGUCUGUUAUCAUCUUCUCCAUCAAGGUGGGAGACACCCAUGCUGCUUUGUGCACUAUUGCUAUGCGUAUGAUUAUAAUAGACCCCGUUGGCGAGUACUGGAAUGUUGUACUUUGCGCUGUGGCGAUUGGUAUAUCGCAAUUGUUGAUAGGAGGUGUAACAACAACAUUGUUGGUGUUUAUUUUAAAGACGAACAGUGAUAUCCACGUGCCUUUGUGUGUUUUUGGAUAUCAUUUUUUCUCAGCGGAGGCGAUACUGAGUUUGAACUAUGCAAAUGGAUGGUCCACCCCUAUGAGAUUGAGGCAUAGAAGAUUGACGCACAUGCUGCUACAAUUGUGCGCUAUGGCCUUGGCUAUAACGGGAACUGUGCUCAUUACGAUGGACAAGGGAAUCUCCAGGAGUGCACACGGUUUAACUGGUAAUUGA
Molecule: messenger RNA, 612 nt
Organism: Leptosia nina
Lineage: Eukaryota; Metazoa; Arthropoda; Insecta; Lepidoptera; Pieridae
Source: the annotation of a GenBank genome assembly